AUGGAAGGCGGCGAACGCGCGCGCGCCAGCCCCGCCCCCUGCGCGCCAUGGCUGUGUCCCAGUUGGGCCCGUGAUCGCUGGAGGCCCAGGCCGCUGUAUCCCGCCGCCCUCCCCCGCCCCAGCAGCGGCCCCGGCCCCGGCUUUCACCCUCGGGGGAGGGGCCGCAAGGAAGCUGUCAUGCAGGACCCUAAUCUGGAACGCGACGUUAGCGCAGAGGAGAGGCGGGGGGCGGCGAAGCCGGAGAGCGGCGGCAUCUCCCGGCUCCAAGAGCUCUUCGAAGAGGUGCGGGAAUCCUCCCAGCUGAGCGUGGCCCCCGCGGAGCCGCCGCUGGUCACGGUAGUGGCGGUGGAGCGGUACCUAGCCGAGGCCUCGCCGCCCGCCGCCGCCCAGUACUGGUACGACGUGACACUGGCGGACGGCGUCUACCAGGAGCGCUGCUACCUGUCGCCGCACCUCAACGGCCUGGUGCAGCGCGCGCACCUGCGGGCCGGCGCGCGCCUGCGCCUCACGCGCUGUUCCUACCUGUACGAUGAGAAGCGUCUGAACUACGGCUUCGUCUGCCUGGAGGGGCUGCAGCUGGCCGGGGAUGCCGGGCCGCCCGCCGCCGGCCCGCUCCGCCACCGCCUGCCGCCCCUCCGCGGGGAGAAGAAGCACUACCUGCCGCUGUGGAACAACGAGGAUCCCUACGGAGAUGUGUGGGUGGCGGACAGGCCCCAGGAGCAGGUGGACGCCGACGUCUCCAGGGUGACUUCACUUGGUCAGCUGGAAAUGAUCUGGAGAAGCAGGCUUCACUUCCCUCCACUUCUUGUGAGAGUCCUGCACAAGUCUAGACUAAGGUACUACGGGAAACCAGAGAAAAAAAUGGAUAUGCCUUAUCAGGCUUACUUUGAAGUUGCUGAUGGUUCAGGCAUGAUGUCAGUGGUUUUGUGGAAUUCAUUAUGUCCUGAAUGGUACAACAGUCUGAAGGUUGGCAUGGUGCUCCUUCUUGAACAGUAUGCUAUCAAAACCAGUUACCCAUAUAAAACACAGCCAACCCCAGGGGAUUCACAGAUGAAGAGAUUUACUACAAUUGAAAUCAGCCUCAACGUUCGAGACCCUCCUACUAAAAUAAGUAUUAUUCCAGAAGAAAUGGUUAAACCAGAGUGGGGAUUACCUGAAGUUAAAUAUCGUUUUAUCACAAGGUCAGAGCUGGAUGACUUGCCAAACAAUCAUUCCUGUGAUGUUAUUGGUCUGGUGACGUUUGUGGGAAGGGCAGAGAGAGCAAGAAAGAGAGAGCAUGGUGAAGACUUCUGGCUCUAUCGCUGGGCACAUGCCAUCGAUGGGACCUCAAACCAACCGUUCAUACUGGAGUUAUUUGCAACUUCUCAACCAGAUGUAUUUGAGCGUAUUCACCCAAUGACAUAUUUGGUGUGUACCCAGAUGAGAGUGGUACGGGACCACACUGAGAAUCCUGCCAGCAGAACUUACCUUACAACUUCCAAUGAAAGUCAAAUUUUCAUUUCAGGGUGGCACAAGGGCCAGCCAUACACCAAGGAUGCCAAAGUGAAAAGCUUUAUUCGGUGGACUAAAACACAAAUUGAAGCUGAUCAAAUGAAGAAAGCUGUCAUUGGUGGCUAUUAUCCUUUUCCACGACCUCCAAAUAACUUUUCAAAGUACUGCAAAAACAACAAAGUUGAAUUGGUUUUGAAAGCUAUAGGUGACACUGGGAAAGAGAUUGAAGACCUGCACUACAGAGAGCACAAGCGCAUUGCUGUUCAGGGAAUAAUUAGUGCCAUAAGAUACAUCAGCUGUAGCCAUGCAGCUGAAAAAGCCACAGGAGGGAAAGUGGAUGAGAAAGAUGCUUCUCAGUCUCUUGAAAGUGCUGCUGCAGCCGAAGAAGAGAGUUUUCACAAGGGGAAAAACACCAACCUUCAAAAUAAAGAAGCUGAGUCUUCUCAGGAGCCACAGUGCUCUCCUGGGAAGAAGCAGCACCGAGCUCUACGGCCAAAAAAGAGUCCCGUCAAGAGAAAGACACCACGCAGGUCAAAUAAAGAUGCAGAACAGGGAAGCAAAUCAUCUUACCCCUAUUUCACACGGGCUGCAAGAAGAAAAAUUGGCUUGGAUGAAUUUCAACAGGAAGAUUUUGUGCAAGAUAAAAGCAAACAGGCUGUAUCAGGCAGCUUCACAGACCAAGAAGGAAUGACUGAUACACCUGAAGCUGAAGAGACUGGAAGAACUUGUGAUUCGUGGCAAAGUGACCUGUGGACACAAGUGAAAGACAAGUUAAUGAAGUAUUUGCAUCACAGCAAAAUCUUCCCAGAAAGCGUCCCACGUAAAUUCGAUUACAAGCACAAGGACUUGCUUGUGCAGCAGUACAACCUUCAUGCAGCAGUGCACCAGCCAAAAGAAACAGAGAAAAAUAUUAAUGAGUUUAGAAGUGCUGGUGGCCUUGGGUAUUAUGAAGUGACAGUUCUGGGUAUAAACCAUGAUGUUGCAAUAGAUGUUGCAUUCCUUCCACUCUUCUGUCCUGAAGAUCCUCACUUAUUUCAGCUAGAUGACACCGAAAAUGAUACAUUGCUCUCUUGUAUGAGUCACGUCUCUGCAUGUCAGCAGAAGGCCACUAACAAUGGAAAGCUUUGUGGUGUGUUUCCACUUGCAGAUGAAAUUGUAAAAGCAGCGAUGGAUCUAGAUGGCAAACAUGUUGUCUGCAUCCUGGAUGUCUGCCACUUGGGUGAAGAUAAGGUAGAAGUCUUUCUGAGCAAAAUCUACAAGACAGUGGAACCUGAUGUGAUGGAUCCAGUGUAAUUCAAUAACUUAUUUUCCAAAUUUAUGUUGUUCAAAAGGAGGGACAUAAAAUUCCUGUAACUUGAAUAUACCCUCUACACAUUGCACUUUCUAGGACUAUCAGGCACAAACAGGAGAUUAAGGUUCUUAGAGCAAUUGUGAUGGUCAUCCACAUAACUGAGAAGGAUGAUUGUUGUCUUUAUGUUUUUUUACAGUCUUGACACAGAUUCCACAGUGUUUUGGUCACUUAUGUUCAAGAAGGGUGAAUAGGGAGUACAGGCACCUUUUCUUCUGACAGGGUACCAAGGAGUGGAGCGUGAUUGUCGCCUCUCUGCCUGUGCACAUAUAUACACAGGGAACACGGAUAUCUGAGAAAGGGCUGAGAAGAGAGGCAGGUUUUCCCAAUGCUGAAGGCAAUGUCUGCAGAAGAAUUAACUGUCUGGGAUACAGAUUUAGGCUAGAAAUCAGAUACUGUUUAUCUAGUGAUCUUUUUGUGAGAGGUACUAGGGACAGCCUAACUGCUCUUUGCUCUUGAAGCUUACUGUGUUAAGUGAGAGGCAUUAAAUGCCGUAGUGCCUUUAGUAUUGGUGACUGGACUCGGUGAUCCAAGAAGGCACAGCAACUGCUGUGUUUUUUUAUAUGUCUGCUUUUGUAUAUACAGUGUUGGGUAGUGAGUGUAGUACCCAAAGUUUUUGAAAGUAUUUUAUUUAUUGAUUUAAAAAAACAUUAAAAAGAUAAAUAAAAAAAAAAACC
Molecule: messenger RNA, 3516 nt
Organism: Dryobates pubescens (Downy woodpecker)
Lineage: Eukaryota; Metazoa; Chordata; Aves; Piciformes; Picidae
Gene: RADX
Product: RPA1 related single stranded DNA binding protein, X-linked
Exons: 15
Coding region: 1-2784 (927 amino acids)
Biological process (GO): regulation of DNA repair
Cellular component (GO): replication fork
Molecular function (GO): single-stranded DNA binding
Source: RefSeq, a predicted model, not a curated record